Racocetra fulgida is the source of this 483-nucleotide messenger RNA. The record is from the annotation of a GenBank genome assembly. Lineage: Eukaryota; Fungi; Glomeromycota; Glomeromycetes; Diversisporales; Gigasporaceae.
AUGCAAUAGAGAAUAUUAUCUCCAAUCUUAUCUUGAGUUUAUUUUUACCUGAACAAACAGCUAUAAAGAAAUUCAUAAGAGAGCCAUAUGCUGAAGCAAAGGUGGAUGUUGAUAGUAUGAGAACAAUGAAAUAUUCACCAAUGUAUCAAGUAACCUUUAGUCUCAUGAAUGGAGACCCUUCAACUCUACUUGUGGAUUGGAAUAUUAAACAAGCAGUUAUAAAAUAUUUAAAGCCAUUUGUCGACAAGAUUUCAAUUAUUUCCAAUUUGACAGUAGAUUCGCAAAUUCAACAUUAUGCACGAUUAACUUUUGAGCCACAAAAUGAUGAAAACUACUUUUAUCUUACACCAGAUUUAUUACCUCAUUUUAUCAAUGCAGCAGAAUGGAAUCUUGCCUCGGCUGUAUCGUCUUAUCCAACACUUAAUUUUAUUUUGUAUGUUCCUUCCAAGGAUCAGAGUCCAUUAUACAUUAAAGAUUCAAAAG